Artibeus jamaicensis (Jamaican fruit-eating bat) is the source of this 1527-nucleotide messenger RNA. It is a transcript of the gene HSD17B2, whose product is annotated as hydroxysteroid 17-beta dehydrogenase 2. The record is from RefSeq and is a predicted model, not a curated record. Lineage: Eukaryota; Metazoa; Chordata; Mammalia; Chiroptera; Phyllostomidae. Gene Ontology annotation, molecular function: oxidoreductase activity. Bases 158 to 1450 code for a protein of 430 amino acids. The transcript has 6 exons.
GCCUGUGUGGGUAUGAUUAAUCCAGGCUUAUUCAAAAUGUGUCAGGGCUGUUUUACCCCCUCCCUUCUUGGCUCUCAGUUCAUAUAACUCAGGCUGCUUCUAGCCAGCCUUUGCCCACUUGUCCUGAGUGCAAAAAGGUGCAGCAGAGUCUCUGAGAAUGAGUACUCUCCCCUCUGAGACAGCGUGGCUUUGCCUGGCUGUCAUGGCAGCACUAGGGGGACUUGUUCUUUGCCAACUCAAGAUGAGCUCAGGACAGGUGCGGAGAAAGGUGGUCUGCCUGGGAGGCCUCUGGGGAGGGGCUUGCCUGCUCAGCCUGUCCCUCUUCUGGGGCUUGGUCCUCUUCUCCCUAUCAUGUUUCCUGUUGUAUAUUUACUUAUCUGGCCAAGAGUUGUUACCUGUGGAUCAAAAGGCUGUGCUAAUCACAGAAUCGUUUGCUGGGAUGUCAUCAUCCCACAGCCCACCGCUGCAACCUGCUGGGAGUGAGGGCAAAUACAGGGUAUGGAUGGAAGUGAAUAGAGGUUUUCCCAGUUCACAGAGAAAUAGAGUCGGAGGUAGUGAUUCUGGAUUUGGCCAUGCUUUGUCCAAGUAUCUGGACCAGCUGGGCUUCACUGUGUUUGCUGGAGUUCUGGAUGAAAAUGGGCCAGGAGCGGAGCAAUUGCGAAGAACCUGCUCCAAGCACCUCUGCGUGCUCCAGAUGGAUGUCACCAACCCGCAGCAGAUAAAAGAUGCCUACAGCACAGUGGUGCAGAAGGUGCAGAACAGAGGACUGUGGGCUGUGAUCAACAAUGCUGGAAUCCUUAGCUUACCUGCUGAUGGGGAGCUCAUUCCCAUGAGCCACUACAAGCAAUGUAUGGCUGUGAACUUCUUUGGGGCUGUGGAAGUCACAAAGGCAUUUUUGCCUCUUCUUAGGAAAUCCAAGGGGAGGCUGGUGAACGUCAGCAGCAUGGCAGGAGAAAUACCAUUUUUAAAGCUGGCGGCCUAUGGCUCAUCCAAGGCAGCUCUGACCAUGUUUUCGGCAAUCAUGAGACAAGAGCUUGCCAAAUGGGAAGUUAAAGUCUCUAUCAUCCAGCCUGGAGGCUUCAAAACAAAUAUCACAGGUACGAGGGAAAUGCUGGAAAAGCUGGAGAAAGACAUGCUGGACUACCUCACCCCUGAUGUGCAAGAGGAGUACGGCCAGGACUAUAUCCUUGCGCAACGGAGAUUUCUCACCUCUUUACAUGUACACUCCAGCUCUGACAUAUCCCCUGUGCUCCUGGACAUCCAGCACGCCAUCUCUGCUAAGAGCCCCUCUACCUUGUAUACACCGGGGCCAGGCACUUACUUGUGGCUCUGCUUUUUUAACUUUUCCCCGACUAGCAUAUUUGAUUAUUUUAACAAAAAAUUUUUUAACUCUGACGUUAGUAUGCCUAGAACACUAAGCAUGCCUAACCAGAAGAAUGAAGUCAUGUAGGCAAAUAACUGGGAAAUGUAACCUUGGAGUGAAAGGGAAACCAGAGCUCACCAUUAAAGUUGAGGUUUCCUACCUUG